Messenger RNA from Trematomus bernacchii (emerald rockcod), 589 nucleotides. Its product is annotated as gastrula zinc finger protein XlCGF7.1-like. The record is from RefSeq and is a predicted model, not a curated record. The annotation marks the transcript as partial. Gene Ontology annotation, molecular function: DNA-binding transcription factor activity; RNA polymerase II cis-regulatory region sequence-specific DNA binding. NCBI's taxonomy places the organism in Eukaryota, Metazoa, Chordata, Actinopteri, Perciformes, Nototheniidae. The transcript is spliced from 4 exons. Gene Ontology annotation, biological process: regulation of transcription by RNA polymerase II.
AUGUUCCAGCUGAGCAACAGUGUGACCCAGCUGAGGAUCCACCAGCGCUCCCACUCCUCCCGGCUCUUCCCCUGUGAUCUGUGCUCCAAGGCGUUCGGCUCGGCCUCCGGUCUGCAGUCUCACCGGAGCAACCACGGCCUGGAGCGCCGCUUCCUGUGCGCUCAGUGCGGGAAGCGGUUCAAGACCCGGCACGGCCUGGAGGGUCACCUGAGGACGCACAGCGGGGAGCGCCCCUUCACCUGCCCCCACUGCCCCAAGGACUUCACUGCCCUCGCUGGGCUCAACGUGCACGUGAGGCGCCACACAGGUGAGCGCCCGUACGUGUGCACGGUGUGUGGGAAGGGCUGGCCGUCAGGAGGAGACCUGCAGAAACACAUGAGGAUGCACACGGGCGAGCGGCCGUACCGCUGCCAGGACUGUGGGAAGGCCUUCUCCAUUUCCUGUCACCUGACCGAGCAUCGCCGCAUCCACACAGGUGAGCGGCCCUUCCCCUGUCCUCAGUGCGGGAAGUGUCUCCGCAGGAAGUUCGACCUGGAGAAGCACCUGCUGUCUCACAGCGACGUACGACCGUACGGCUGCUCCUCCUGCA